Molecule: messenger RNA, 1659 nt
Organism: Sclerotinia sclerotiorum 1980 UF-70
Lineage: Eukaryota; Fungi; Ascomycota; Leotiomycetes; Helotiales; Sclerotiniaceae
Exons: 6
Coding region: 1-1659 (552 amino acids)
Biological process (GO): carbohydrate transport; transmembrane transport
Cellular component (GO): membrane
Molecular function (GO): carbohydrate:proton symporter activity
Source: RefSeq, a predicted model, not a curated record
AUGUUUUCGAAAGCCAAAAGAGACAAGAUGAGUCUCAAAGGAAUUGGGAUUAAGAAGCCGGAGGGAGCCGCAGGCUCUUCGUUUAUUGCUAUCCUUGUGGGCUUAUUUGUUGCAUUCGGGGGAGUACUUUUCGGAUAUGACACUGGAACAAUCGGUGGCAUUAUAACCAUGCGCUACUGGUUAGAUACUUUCUCUACAGGAUAUAUCGACCCCAAAACUGGUCAACUAGGCAUUAAUUCUGGUCAAUCAUCCUUGAUUGUAUCAAUUCUAUCAGCAGGAACACUUUUUGGAGCUCUUUUCGCGGCCCCAGCAGCCGAUUGGACAGGAAGGCGCAUUUCACUUUAUAUUAGUCUAUGCGUGUUUUCCUUUGGCGUCAUUUUGCAGAUGGCUUCGGUUGAUAUCCCAUUGUUUGUGGCAGGGAGAUUCUUUGCUGGUUUUGGGGUUGGCAUGGUUUCCAUGUUAGAAACCGCACCGAAAUGGAUUAGAGGAGCUAUUGUCGGUGCCUAUCAACUUGCGAUAACAAUUGGAUUGUUACUUGCAGCAGUUGUUGAUAACGCUACUAAAGAUCUCGAUAAUACUGGAUCUUACAGAAUCCCAAUAGCUGUUCAAUUUUCUUGGGUUCUUAUUUUAGGAACAGGGCUUUUAUUUCUCCCUGAAACCCCUCGUUAUCUGAUUAAACGUGGUAGACACAAUAAAGCGGCGGAGUCGCUUGGUCGACUUCGAAGAUUAGAUGUGAACGAUCCUCACUUGAUUGCCGAACUUCAGGAAAUCGAGUCCAACUAUCUCCAUGAACAAACUUUGGCCAAGGGAUCGUCAUAUCUACAAUUUUUAAAAUGGCGUACUUUGGGUUGUUGUCUUCAAGCUCUCCAGCAACUAACUGGUAUUAACUUUAUCUUCUACUACGGUACUUCAUUCUUCGCAGCUUCCGGAAUUAAAGAACCUUUCGUCAUAAGUAUGAUAACUUCAUCAGUCAACGUCAUUUCAACAUUGCCCGGUCUCUACCUUGUCGAAGCAUGGGGGCGACGCCGUCUUCUCCUCUUCGGUGCCAUCGGAAUGUUCGUCUGUCAAAUGAUAGUCGCUAGCGUAGGCACCGCCUUCCCAAACGGCGACAACCUAGCCGCCCAAAAGGCCCUCGUGGCAUUCGUAUGCAUCUACAUAUUUUUCUUCGCCAGCAGCUGGGGCCCCAUCGGCUGGAUAAUCCCCGGAGAAAUAUUCCCCCUCCCUGUCCGCGCAAAAGGUAUCUCCAUCACCACGGCCUCGAACUGGCUCUUGAAUUGGGCCAUUGCCUAUUCUACUCCUUAUUUGGUUAACCCUGGACCUGGGAACGCAAAUCUACAGGCUAAGAUAUUCUUUGUGUGGGGUGGUUGCUGUUUGUUGUGUGCGGUGUUUGUUUACUUUUUGAUCUAUGAGACUAAGGGUCUUAGUUUGGAGGAGGUCGAUGAGUUGUAUGAGAGUGUAGGUAAGGCGUGGAAGAGUACUCAUUGGGCGCCGGUAGAGGGGUAUGGGAAGGAAUGGAGGGGUAUUGGGAAUGGGAAUGGAAGUGGAAGUGGAAGUGGGGACGGGAAUGUGGAUGGAAAUGGGAGUGGGAGUGGGGAUGGGAAUGGGUUGUUUCAGGAAGAGAAGAAGGUGUCGGUCGAUAAGAGAGAGGGUGUUGCUUGA